Messenger RNA from Styela clava, 2579 nucleotides. Its product is annotated as transmembrane protein 232-like. Lineage: Eukaryota; Metazoa; Chordata; Ascidiacea; Stolidobranchia; Styelidae. The record is from RefSeq and is a predicted model, not a curated record.
AAAUUUUUACUUUAAAAACAGAUAAUUUUAAUCAAUUAGAAAUUUAUUUUUACCAUUUGAAUAUAGUCAUAACAAUGUGAAGUAUCCUUAAGUCUUCCAUACUAACCCAAAUCAACCAAUAAUGCCAGUCUUGAAAAUUCCAAUUGUCCAUAAAUUUGGCAUCAUAUCACACAGCCAACGAUUGGCUUUGCAGGAACGAUUAUUACGACAAAACUAUGCGAGAGAAAAUGCAGCAGCAGCUGCUGCCGGAGCUCACAUUCGUGCAAACCCUUUAGAGGUUUGUGAAAAGUUUGUCCAGCGAUAUAAUGCAUCGACUUUUGAGGGCCAAGAACCACUGAGAGCAGAAGCUGAAAGGAUUCUCAUUCACAGUAAGAGAAGAGCAGGAAUUCUAACUCAAGGAGAAGGAGAUCAUGUUGACUUACCAAUGGCUUGGUCUGAACUUGCAAUUCUAGCACAAUGUAAAGGAAAAUUGCAAGAAGACUGUUUUGAAAUAUUGUGUCAGUCACUGAAUCAUGCACCUGUCCAUGAAGAAAAUAUACCAACUUUGUUUUUUCUUGCUGAAAGUACUUUAUACUGGUUACGUACUGAUACCAUUAACAGCACUCAACUAAGAACAGCUGAAAUCAGACUUUUAAAAAUGGGAUUUUUAGUUUUUGUCAGAUUAUAUUAUCAUCACUUGGUUAAUAAUCUCAUCCAAUUAGAUGAAUUUAAAUCUCGUUUAUCAACCUAUUUAGAAGGAAUACAAGACCAUGAAAUGCUGUAUAAAUCUUACCCUGGAGUUUGGCUCGCAAUCCGAUUCAUAUCUCGAGUUGGAGGUAUUAUUACUGCCCCACAUACAACGGAAUCUCAAACGGAACAAAAUGAAGACGACCCUAAUGAGAUGCCUACGAUUCUGAUAAGACCAAUUGUGUAUCAAGCGCUUCAUGUAUGGCGAUGCAAAGAUAAAGAAAUUGGUUUAAAAAGAGCUAUUCUUGAUGUUCUAAUUUGUGCGAAAGAUUUUUGUCAAGAAGAUUGGGUAGACUCACUGUUUGCUUUGUCAAUAUUAGGGGAUUCUGCAAAAGCCAAUUCAUUUGUUUGCAGGAGUUUUCAAGAUCUGGCAAGAGGAGUCGCUGUUCCUAUAAGCCAAAUAGCAACACCGAGAACAACAGAAUUCAUGAUGUCAACUGCUUCUCCAAAAAAAUAUACAGCUGGCAAUGCAACAGAUAAUUUAGAGGAAUCAGCACGAGAUGUUCAAUCAGACUCUUUUCAAAAUAUUAUGCAGGGAAUGAUGGCUGAUUUUGAUUCAUCUCUUGGCAAAACACCUCGUGGACGUAGCACAAAAAGAAACACAACUGCCGAAAGUAAUUUUCAAUCUGAAAUGAAUCGCUCGAAAACUAAUUCUUAUAAUCAAAGUUCUAACUUGCCAGGAACAUCGCGAUUGACUCCCACCCGAGGGUCAGGUAUUUCAAAUCCUAACACUCCCAGGAGUGAAAUGAGCGAGUCAAUAGUAACUGGAAUAUCCGCUUGGAGAUGGGAAAUCGCCUAUCAGUAUUCUCAAAUUUUGACAGAUAUUUGUCUUCAUGGGGCAACAGCUCCAAUACAGAAAUUAGCCAUGCUCGGUAAAUGGCUGGAUGCUGAUGUAACUACUUUUCGAGCUGGCGUUCCUAAUUUUUGUAUUGAAAGUUGCGGACUAGUUGAUCUACUUGAAUAUCGUAAUCCUCGCAUCGAUCCUUAUGACAAAACUUCAUCUAGGGGUGCUGGCUCCAAUCCGGCAGACUGGAGUUGGAAAGUACGUUACGGGGCACUUUCUGGUUUGCUGCAUUUGACACAUGCACUUCGAGAAGAUAAACUAAAAGAAGGAAUGCGCUCUGCUGCUUGGUCCUUAAUCGUAUCUUUACAAGAUUCUGCAGCGACUGAAGAUUGUGUUCUGGAAGCCUUACGUGUAGGACAAGUUGAAUAUCCUGAUUUUACCAAAACCAUAAGAAGCAGCACAUCAUUAAAUAUAUGGUCUCGUAUAUCGCAUUCACUUACAGAUCAUUUCCUGUUACCAACUCUUCCUAUUCCAAGAAGCCCAUCUUCACUGGCUAACCCUUCUUCCCAAGCUUUUCAUAGCGAUACUCGCCAAAGCACUCGAAUCAGUCCAAGAACGAAAGAAACAUCACCAGGUAAACAGGCAAAGCAUUCUGUCACAUCGCCAAGACAAAAGCCUCCACCAAACCGGACAACUUUGAAAGAUCAUCUUGAAAUACCUAAUAAUACAGAUAAAAUAUCAACUGAAUUUCAUAAAAGAAAUGCCCUCAAUCUUCAGCGAGUGAUAGAAGAUCAAUGGAGAAAACAACUCAUAAAAGAACAUAAGGAAGACGAAAAAGUGAGAAUGAGAGAAAUCAAAGUUAAACAAAAAGAAGAGGAAAUACACAUGCAAGAGGUUGCUGAGAAAAGAAAAGAGAAACUGCGAGGGAAGAUGACCAGAGAGUUAGCUCCAUAUGAACUCCCAUGAACAGUUUUAUUAAUCCAUCCGUUUUUAUGUUUGAGUUAAUUUUACCUCAAAAAACACUGUUAAAUAUUGUUAAAUUGAAGCACUUAUAACAGAGUAAUCUCUA